Molecule: messenger RNA, 1638 nt
Organism: Penicillium oxalicum
Lineage: Eukaryota; Fungi; Ascomycota; Eurotiomycetes; Eurotiales; Aspergillaceae
Product: phosphatidylserine decarboxylase 1
Exons: 1
Coding region: 1-1638 (545 amino acids)
Biological process (GO): phosphatidylethanolamine biosynthetic process
Cellular component (GO): mitochondrion
Molecular function (GO): phosphatidylserine decarboxylase activity
Source: RefSeq, a predicted model, not a curated record
AUGGCCAAGCGCCUCCUGACCCAAACAACAUCUCUCUCUUGUCGUAUUGCUCGCCCUCCCCGUGGGUUUGCUACGCCAAUGGAGUCGCUAUCCUUUCGGGCAACCGCCCGCCGCAACUCUGUACGCCAAUUCUCAUCCAAAUCUUGGAAACAAUAUCACAAGGAAAAUGGAAGUGAAGGGACCCCUCGACGAGGAUUUGGAUCACGCCUUCGCUUCGCCCUACGCAACACCAAGGUUGAAUGGUACCCGAUUCCUGUAGGCCUAGGAAUUGGUCUGCUGGGAGCCUUGACUUUUUACAAAUCGCAGCGUGCGGAACGCGACCGCGUCGACCGGGAUGAAACAUCAAAUGAUUAUGAAAAUGGCAAACGGCCUCCUCGACGACCUCGAGUGGUGCCCAGUGGCCCCUGGCAGGUCCAGGUGAUGUCGACCUUACCCCUGAAGGCCAUCUCGCGCUUAUGGGGCCGAUUCAACGAAAUCGAGCUGCCCUACUACUUCCGCGUUCCUGGAUUCAAGCUGUACUCAUGGGUCUUUGGAGUCAACUUGAGUGAGGUCGCUGAGCCUGAUCUUCACGUGUAUCCGAACCUGGCUGCCUUCUUCUACCGCAAGUUGAAACCCGGUGUUCGCCCCGUCGACCUGGACCCUCGUGCGCUUGUUUCUCCUUCAGAUGGACGGAUCCUACAGUUUGGUAUGAUUGAACGCGGCGAGGUUGAGCAAGUCAAGGGUAUGACAUACAGCCUGGAUGCCCUUUUGGGUGCCGCUACACCCGUGACAGCCGAUCGCAGUAACCGCAUGUCGGACUCUUCAGGCGAGGUGGGCCAGGUGGAUGUUGAGAACAUGAAGGCCGACCAGGAAUUUGCAACCGUGAACGGGAUUUCUUACACUUUGCCUUCGCUGCUUUCUGGUGAAUCCGGCGCACCUGCCAAGAGACGAGCCUCUAUCGAUGCAUCCACAACCUCCAAAUCCGUUUCCGAGAGUGAAGUUCAGGAACAGUUGGCUCAGGCAGAGGGAACCUCUUGGUUUGCUCCCAAGGCGACUGCUAACCGCGCACUCUUCUACAUUGUGAUCUACCUGGCCCCUGGUGACUAUCAUCGUUUCCACUCGCCCACUGAGUGGGUGGUGGAAAGCCGCCGCCAUUUCGCCGGUGAACUGUACUCCGUCUCUCCCUACUUGCAACGUACCUUGCCUGGACUCUUCACUCUCAACGAGCGAGUUGCUCUGCUGGGCCGCUGGCGAUGGGGCUUCUUCAGUUACACUCCCGUUGGUGCGACUAAUGUGGGCUCGAUUAAAAUCAACUUUGAUGCCGAGUUGCGUACCAACAGCCUCCUGACCGAUACUGCUGCAGACUUGGCGGCUGCCCAGGCUGCCGAGCGAGGCGAAAAGGACCCGGGCUUUGUUGAGGCUACCUACGCUCAUGCCAGUCGCACUCUGGGUGGUCAUCCACUCCGUCGUGGCGAGGAGAUGGGCGGAUUCCAACUGGGCAGCACCGUGGUGCUGGUCUUUGAGGCCCCCCUUGGCACCCGUAAAUCGUUCGAUGCCGGCUGGCCGGAGGAGGAGCGACCAGAUGGCUGGACGUGGUCCGUGGAAAAGGGUCAGCGGAUCAAAAUGGGUGAAAGACUGGGCUUUGUGCGGGAAGGCUAA